AUACAUUAGCCAUAUUACAAGCAGAACCAACUAAUGAGCUUGUUCAAAUUAGUAAUUUGACCUCUCAGAUCUCUCAAUUAAAACCUAUUAUAAUAAAAUAUAAUACUUUUACUCAUGAACAAAAAACUUUAAUCUUUGAACAUAUUAGCAUUACACAAAAAUUUGAACCUGAUCAAAAUGUUAUUGUUCCAGAAAUGUAUGUUUUUGGCCCGUUAGAACUAAAUCCUAAUUCA
This is a messenger RNA of Racocetra fulgida, 233 nucleotides long. Lineage: Eukaryota; Fungi; Glomeromycota; Glomeromycetes; Diversisporales; Gigasporaceae. The record is from the annotation of a GenBank genome assembly.